Molecule: messenger RNA, 3670 nt
Organism: Engraulis encrasicolus (European anchovy)
Lineage: Eukaryota; Metazoa; Chordata; Actinopteri; Clupeiformes; Engraulidae
Gene: dub
Product: duboraya
Exons: 7
Coding region: 487-1485 (332 amino acids)
Source: RefSeq, a predicted model, not a curated record
GGCUUCCGAGGUCCCCUUGAAAGUCUCUUCCUGCACUGCUAUUGAAAUGAUGUAGACUUGACAUUACCAUUUUGUUCAAAGAAAUACUAUAGCGCAUUAAAUGACAUUGAGUUGUGAAAGUAGUACAAUAUUGAGCUCGGGCCUCUAGAAAGGCAGUUACUAAUCCAGUACAGUAUACCUUUCUAGUUAUUGGUGUCGGUCCUCAUGGGUAAACCUCCCUCAGUUUGAAAAGGGCGGUAGAAAGACGACAUGUGAGUCACACACACGAAACAAUCUCGCAACAUAGUUAUCGCUGGAAGAGUUGGAACUAAAUAUAACCACAAGACCACCUUGCUCGUCGACACACAGUCACAUUAGUCUAGCCUAGGGGGUUCUCGAAUUGCUCGCCUGAACACAGCUUGGGAAAAAUUAAUUGUGAAAAAACCUACAUUGCCAACAGGACACGGAUAAUAACAGUCGAAGAUUUGCGAGACGCGCGCAGCCUUGAUGGAGGGUACGCCUAUUAUCAAAGUGUCAGUGGCCGAGUUGGCUGGGAAGUUUAAAAGUCAUAAUGUGUCGGGUGGUCCAGUGGUGUAUGAUGCGAGUAAGCCAGUCCGACGGAGACCCCCGCGCACGCUCCAAAUACCCGGCAAACAUGAGGAGGGCAAAGGAGAAGAGCAGAAAGGAGACAGCACUCCUGCACGUCCAGCCAGGUCAAGAAAUAGGAAUUCUGCUCUCAUUGAGAAGCUGCAGGCCGACCUGGCUCUGUCCCCCGCGGCCUUGCUGCCCUCUCCAAAGAGUCCGGGGAUCAGGCUGCCAGCCCCAGCGUUAACCCUUAGCAGCCCCGGGCCCCGCAGCCCUGUCUCCCCCACACCCAGGCCAGAGAAAGCCAUGGAGGUGGAGGCCCCGGCGAGCUUCGAGAAGCCAGCAGAGGGCGCCCUUUUACCCAGCAUCAAUAAGGGUAGGGCACGGCUAUCAGUGCGGCGCCGGCCGCCAUCCCGCCGGCUUAAGAGGUCAGGCAAAGAGGAGGACGAGGAGGAUGAGGCCGAGGCGGCGGAGGACAGUUCAGACAGACGUCCUUCAUCUCCUGCCACAGAGCCUGCCAAAGGACAGGCAGCGGUGGAGCCAAAGGCCCAGGCCACCACAGCCACAAGCGAUCAAGGAGAACUAGCUGCAGAGACACCCGCUACCAACAGGGCGGCGCCAGAGACUGGGGAUGAUGUGCCAAGCCCAAGCCAAACCCAGCCCAACAGCCAAGGUGAGACCAGCAGCACAGGUGCAGACCAGGAGGGCGGCGCUACAGAGGCACCCACAGCAGAAGCAGAAGAGGCUACUGAGAGGGGCGCUACUGCUACUGAGUCUGCAACGCAGGACAGCACCUCUGAGACCAAAGCUUCCAAAGCAGACUCAGAUCAAACAUCAACUGUGAAAACAGGAGAAGAGAAUGGAGAGCAGGGCAAAGAAUCCUCUGAUCUAAAGAAUGAAUCGACAAAGAAUGAGGCAUGAAAAAGAAUGCCAUCACAUUUGCCUUAAGUCAAAUUUUACAAUCAGCCAAAGAAAUGAAAGAGUGUAUGAAGGAGAGAGAGGUCGUUCUUUUAUGAACUGUUACUUUUCAUCAAACAUACUGUGCAUGGACACUCUUCUGUGGGUUAUGGUGAAACCUGGAAUGUUUACACCACAAUUCCUAUAUAGCAGUUGAGAACAAAAUGGUAGAUGACUGCCUUUCUCAGCUGACAUGGAAAAACACCAACCCCAUACUGAAACUUUUGUCCUCUGAGAUAUUGAAGAGAAUUGUCUCCAGGGAUGACCAUCAGAGCCAUCAGUUGCAUUUUAGAGGAAGCUGUAAGAUCCUGGGGAACCCUAACGGUGGGGACACAUAGGAGGCGAAGCGAAGAGAGGCGAAAUCCAACCAUCAUCAGGUCGUCGCGGCGAAUCAAAUGGAAUGGAACAGUUAUGUUGUUGAUUUGAUUGGGCCGUGGCAGGCGAAUUCGCUCCUAAUUUGCAUAACAUUAAACUUUCUUUAAUAAUUUUGCUCCUGUUCGCUUGCUUUCGCUUGCCAUCACUUGGCUUCGCCUAUCUCAUAGGAAUGAAUGGCAAAGUUCGCAAAUUCGAGUGUAUGUGUCCCUACCGUAAUAGUAAUCUGAGAAGAAACCCUCUGAAGAAUGUUCAAGAAAACCUCCUUCAGAGAGCUUUUUUGCAAUUUCUACUUUGGCAAAUGGAAGGUUCUUUGGGAAACUUUUAAUUUUUACAGUGUAGAUUUUAAAAUGACAAAUUUAAGGUAACCUGCGUGAAGCUGGCCCUCCUCACACCAAAAAUGCUGAAAUAACACUGCAGGUUGUUUGUGCUGGAUUAUGCUGUAUUGUAUGUAUUAGUAUUAUGAGUAUUUGAGUAUUUAAAUUACUCAAAAGCCUUAAGCCGGGGGGCAGCUUCACGCAGGUGAGAAGGUAGGGGUCACCCUACAGAUUAGGUACACAGGUGGACAUCAUGACCUCAGUUUGUAGCCUUUUCAUAUGGUCCUGACAGACAUAUCCACCUCUGGGUGCCUCUCAUGUCACAAUGCCUGCCAUUUCACGACUUCAGUGGUACAUCUCCAUUCCAUACACUUUAAAGUUUGACAUAGCUUAAUAAUGAACAUCAUUUGAAUAGACGUUUAACAGCACAAUGUAGCUGUGCACUAGAGACACUGAAUAUUGUUUAUGUAAAUUACUCCAGAUCAUGCUCAUCUUGAAAUGAGAUGAUAUAACAUGUUUUCUUUCUGUGAAGUUUAUUUUGGUCAUUAUUCACUGGAUAUUAAAAUGUGCUUGGUUGAGCUUAUGAAUGUUUGGACACGUGGUGAAUUUGUACCUUUCAAGCGGAACUGCCAAACUACCAUUUCACAAUACCUUUGCCUUUUAUUGACUUGUGAUUAGAUAGUUGUACAUAUCACACAGGUUUUCUCAUGUCAGACUGUGAUCUCAAUUAAUUUUUAACUUGAAUGUAAGUCUCCAUUGUAGGUCUGCACUGGGUUUUGUAUUUAGGUGAUGCUUUUGCAGUAAGUCAUGUAAAUAAAUCAAGACUUGUCUUUGCCACUAUUUCCUCAUGAGUGUUUAAUGUGUAGCUUAUUGAAUGCACUGACUCACACCACGUUGAAUGCACUCACAGCCUCACAAUAUCUUACCAGAUUUUAAACACCGAGGGCCACUUCCUUACUUUAUCACUGCUAGUUCCUGUCCAUUCAGUCCAAAGAAUCCAACAUGACAUGACUGCCUACAAAUGUACUUUGAGAACCACAGGUUAUGUUCUGAUGCCAUCGUUUUCUGACAAAACCAGGGCAGAUAGUAUUCAGCCUCCAUGCCUGAUUUCAGGCUUGACAGAGUUUACAGGAAAUGGAUCGCACUCUGAGUGCCAUCCAUUUCCUACAACUAGAUUACUUCAGAGACGCACCAACAAGACGGAAGAGCGCGGUGUGUGGAAGAUAACCUUGACAGAGUUUGCAAAAAUAAAAACAUUGAUAAUAAUUAGCCAUUAGGUUAUUCUUAUCUCAGAAAGUGUUACAGGUUCAGGCUUUUCUUCUACUAUCAGGCUUGAAUAAUUGUCAUACACAGGCUAUUAAAUGUUUGAAUAAUGUGUCAAAAUAGGCCUACGUUACGUCACUAUGCAGUAUCUUGUCGUCGUUGUUAGAGCAGGGGCAAAAGUUCAGGCUCAGGAUUUU